This is a messenger RNA of Leptidea sinapis, 7586 nucleotides long. Its product is annotated as peritrophin-48-like. Gene Ontology annotation, molecular function: chitin binding. The transcript has 3 exons. Gene Ontology annotation, cellular component: extracellular region. The record is from RefSeq and is a predicted model, not a curated record. Lineage: Eukaryota; Metazoa; Arthropoda; Insecta; Lepidoptera; Pieridae. The coding region runs from base 1 to 1677 and encodes 558 amino acids.
AUGUCUGCGCGUGCGCGCGUCCGGUGUUGCGCAAUUCUUGCUGUCCUCUUGACUCUCGUUAUACAUUCAAGCGAAGAAGAAAUUGACUGUAAAAAAGAUGGACUGUUCGCCGACUAUGAUACAGACUGUCAGGAAUAUGUGAGAUGUUUAUCCGGAAAAGUGAAAGGGCGAUACACCUGCGCUCCCGGAAGGAUAUUCAGUGAAGCAGCGGCCGCCUGUGUUUCAAGUCAAAGCAAUGUUUGCACGCAGCGAAUUUGUGCACCGGGAGACAGUCAUGCAUACACGACGCCAAUGGCCGCGUGCCGCCAUUAUUACCGCUGUGUCAAUGGCACCGCGGUCGAUCACAUCUGUCCCAGUGGAUCCUGGUUCGAUACGGACCGGCAAGCGUGCUCGCGAGGAGCAGGCACGUGCUAUGAACCCGUCUGCGCUGGCUUGCCAAAUGGGAAAUACCCUGAUACCUCAAGUGAGUGCCAUCGCUUCGUGCACUGCCGCGGAGCCGACGUACGUGUUGUAGAAUCCUGUAAGGGCGCUUGCACAUCUAAAUGUCCACCACCAAGACUUACAGCAAUUUCAAUUCCCGCUGGUGACGCAGAUUUUUGCUCUGACGAAGCAUGCGCAUCGCUUUGUCAAAACGUUCCAGAUGGAGCCUAUGCUGAUAGAUCGACGGGAUGUCGUGAAUAUUUUGAAUGUGAAUCUCAUCGAGUGAUUCGUCGGGGCGUCUGCGAACCGGAUCUCCUUUUUUCUGGAACAGGAUGCGAGCCAGCAUCGAUGACCUACUGCCCCCCUCCAGCGCGAAGCCCAUGCUUCAACCGCCAAGAUGGCUUGUAUAGAGAUUGGCGAAAUUGCUCAGCGUGGUACGACUGUCGCAGAGAAAGAGUAGUUUCACGAGGAGCUUGCGAGUCAGGCAAAGUUUUCGACGGUGCGAAGUGUGUUUCGAGAAACAAUUUCUACUGCAAGGGUCCGGAGCCUUCACAACUGUGCGAGGGAAUGCCAAGUGGGACUUACCAGGAUUUGGACUCAAAUUGUACUCGCUACUACCAUUGUGUGGGGAUAAUGCGAACUGUGCUAUCGUGUCCGAAAGGAAAAGUCUACGAUGGCAAUAAAUGUUCUCCAGCGUCCCAGUAUUUGUGCCCCAACUUGGAAAGGGAUUCGUGCUACAGGCGACCAGAUGGUCGAUACAGAGCGCAGGGCGCGGGUUGUCGUGGAUACUAUGCGUGCUUCAAUGGAGAGAAAGCUAUGUACGCGUGCCCACAGGGACAUACAUUCGACGGGGACUCCUGCAAGCCAAGUCGUUCAGACCUUUGCCCUUCUGAAGACUACUCCUGUUCCGGCCUGAGUGACGGAUAUCAUGCUGAAAUUGAAUCUAACUGCCACAGAUAUUUCUACUGCGAGGGUGGCGACCGUUUAGCAACGCUGUCAUGUCUUGGCGGGAAAAUAUUUGACGGUCACGCUUGCGUAGAUCCGUCACGCCACGAAUGCGGCGGGCCCCGGCGAGAGAUCAUAGAGAGCGGGGAUAAGAGCUGCGAGAGAGACGGCUUCUUCGUACAACCAGGAACAGAAUGCAAAAGAUACUACUUCUGCGUCACAGGAAUCAGAACGUUCCUCAACUGUCCCACAGAGCAAGUAUUCAACGGACAAGUGUGUGUACCUCAGGAACAAUAUCUGUGUCCCGGUUGAUAUUACCUUCUCGUUGGCAUACGACCAGAGACAAUGGUCAAGCAACUAUAUGGGACAAGAACUAGGCUAGCUAGGAGUCCAAGAUGUACCUGAUUAUAAGACUGUGAGUCUCGUCUAAGAACGGCCAUAACAGUUUAUUCCUAAGAAUAUGGUAAUGUAGGAGUAGAUAUAUAAUAUUAUAGUCUCGUCAUUUUAGUCGAAUUGUCAAGUCUAUCUUCACUCCCGGUCUCUGAUGUCAAUUGGGAAUAUGCAUAUAUUUUUAUUCGAUAAUUUACAACACUAGAAUACUAAUAAAAAAAUAUUAAAGGUACAAAAAGGAACUCAACAUUUUUAAAUACAAUUGGUUUUAACGCUCGACGUCAUAGUUCUACACUUACAAAUGAAUGAAGAGGAUUGGUGGAUAUUUGACAUUUGCGGCCAUACUUUUGCGUCAUAUUAGUUCUGGCCAAUAGCAUCGCUUUUCACUUUCAAUUAUUUCAAUUAAUAUGCAUACACCCUAUUGACAUCGUCAGAUUUGAACGUGGUCCAAUUAAAUCUACCUCAUACAAUAAUAGGCAAAGUAAGUUCAUAAUUUUUAUUGGCAUUAAAACUAUAAGCAACAUAUUUUACACAAUGACUAUACCUUAGUAGUAAUUCACAAACAAUAAAAAGCUAUAGUAAUAAAAAAAUAUUUAUCAUCCGAUAAAAUAAACGUAAUUUAUUUAUUUAAAAAUAUAUCUUUAAUAUAAUUCUUAAGACAACAAAACUUAUACAAUUAAUUAGUUCUUAACGUAGUAAAGUAGCACAAUCAAUUAUAUAUUUUUAUAAGUUUCAUGUUAAUUAUAAAUACAAUAAGUGUUAUUUAUCAAACUACAAAUAGACUAGUCCCGCUAAGACCAUAAAUCGUUGAAUAUUAUCAUUUUUGGCGAUCAUUAACUUCUACAAAGAUCUAUACAUUAAUAAUAAAAAUAAUUAAAAUCUAUUUUUUUUUUGUUCUGGUUACAAAUGUUAAAACUAUUCCAUUAAGCAAGCGUGAAAUUUUAUUCACAUUAUAUUACAUUUUUGGUCCUUUAGAAGAGAGACUUCAAAAAAUGGCUCGCAUUUUGCGUGUGCGUACACAAGUGACGUCAUUUAUCGCGAACUGACCUGUCAAAGAGAACGUAGUAGAAAGGAAUAGCAACUUUAUAUAAAAGAAAACAAUGUUGAAAACGUAGAUCCGCAUGACUUUUUUUAUAUGAAAAUAAGGGACGAGACGAGCAGGACGUUCAGCUGAUGGUAAUUGAUACGCCCUGCCCAUUACAAUGCAGUGCCGCAUUAUUGAAAAACGCCUCAUUUGCCCAGUAAUUUCACUAGCUACGGCGCCUUUCAGACCGAAACAAUAUUCCUUGGACAUUGCUGCUUCACGGCAGAAAUAGGCGCCGUUGUGGUACCCAUAAUCUAGCCGGCAUACGGUGCUAAGAAGCCUGACUUUUAAGAUCUAACUCAUGUCUACUAUUAAUAUCAAUCAAUCACUAAAAUUAUGGUAUUAUUUAAUUUAAGCCGAAAGUAAAAUUCCGUAUAUUUGUCUCAAAAUAAAAUUAAAAAUACAGCUAUCCGGCCUGUUACGUGAAUCAAACAUUGUAAAUAAUCUCACAUCUAUAUAAAUACAGUUCGAAUUCGUUAGCGUCGUUCGAUUAUUUUUAUCCGUCAUUGAAGUGACGUCACGAGCAGUGGCCAUGGUGUUAUCGCGUGAAUUUGUAAACUUUCAUAUACAGUUGGUCAAUAUCAUACCAUAUAUAAUAUAUUGGUUCAAAAUAUGUUGUAGCGUAGAUUUAUUUAUCCGCGCCAACGAACAGAUACUCUGAUAUUUUUUUUUAAAACAAGUGAAGAGACAACGUCUAUUCUAAACAACAUCGCAAUUACGCUCGUCACUUUGAAACAUUGUUAAGGCGACACUAAAUGCCGGCGACCUUGAGCGAUAUGAGUUCACGGCUCCUAUGUAACAAAGCCAAUAUUUUCAAAAUUCUUGCGUCGAAAAUGUAAAAUUUUAACAGGCGCAAACUGCUUAAUUGCUUACAAUCCUCAUUAUUGAUUACUAAUCUGAAUAAAUGUACCUACAUAAAAAAGUAAACUCUAUAAGAACAACUUUUAUGAUAGUACUAAACAAAUGCAUGAUGCCGAGAAAAAACUUGUUUAACUGCAAAGAAAACUGGUAGUUCAUAAUAGCUCUGGAGUGCUAGCUUUCACCAACAAUAAGCAUUACCAACCUACAAGUAAGACUUAAGGGUAUGUGUAACAGGAUAAAGUAGAGUCCAUAGCUCCAAAUCCUAUAUUUUCACCACAAAACUUGUCUAAAAACAUCUUGUUUGCAUGUUUUCUGUUUACCCUUCGCCUUAAGUCUCAUUAGCCCAGUAAUUCCACUAGCGACGGCCCUUCAAAUCGAAACACAAUAAUACUUUUACACACCCAGGCCAAUAAACGAAUCUAAAAUGGCUGCCACCUAUGAUUCGCUCUCACUCGCACAUAUAACAUCACCUAUCCGCCAUCCCUUUUUCGUUGUCAGACCGACCUAUUUCGCCGCCAUUUUACAUUAAAUACUGUACAUACUACCCGGUUACAUUAUCUCUAGACCUGACGUCGAUGGAGUCACAUCGUCGCUUUGGUACGGUGUGCAAAACAAGCAUCACUAGGAUAUUAUUAUUAAUAAAUAAACGAUUUAUUUUGUCAGUAUUAUAGAUUGAUGUUAAGGUGUUGUAUUGUAAUGCUGAUAAUUAUCAUUAUAAUGAUGAAAAAUCUAUUAAAAAAUCUAUUAAGUAAAUAAAGAUUUUAUUUAUCUGUUACAAGUAUUAUAGCGACACAGAACAACAGAAACUACAGAACUAUCAACAAGUCAAAAUGUUACAAUGAAAACUUCAAAAACAAACAAGUGAUAGCACCUGAUGAUGAUGGUAAUGAAACUGCAAACUGUACUGACGCAACAGGACGAGCGCGAGGGGGUGAAAGGGGAAUGGUAGGCUUCACGUUCCUGCGAGGUCCAGAGAUAAUAUGGCUAUGUAGUAUAUACAGUUACGCGGCAGAAAAACACAUGCCGCAAUCUUGCGAAAUGCGUGUUAAGGCGACACUAAAUGCCAGCAACCUUGAGCGAUAUGAGUUCACGGCUGCCGGCCCGCCAUCUAUGUAACCAAGCCAAUAUUUUCAAAUUUCUUGCGUGGAAAACAGUUUAUAUGCUUACAAUCCUCGUUAUUCACUACUAAUCUGCUAAAUGAACCUACACAAAAAAGUACAAGCUAUAAGACUAUAACUUUUCUGAGAGAAGUACCAAAAAAAUGCGUCACGCCAUGCCAAAAAACUUGUUUAACUUCAAAGAAAUGUGGUAGUUCAAAAAGGCUCGGCAGUGUUAACUAUAAUCAACAGCGAGCAUUAGCAACCUACAAAUAAGACUUAAGGAUAUGUGUAACAGGAUUAAGUAGUGUUCAUAGCUCGAAAUGCUAUACUUUCACCACAAAACUUGUCUAAAAACACCAUGUUUGCGUGUUUUCUGCUUACUCUUCGCCUUAAUCACCGUACAUUUAUGAUAUAACCAAAUGCCAGCCGAUGGCAACAUACCGGAAUAUCAUAAUUGAUUGCUCAUGUUUAAGCGACUUAAUACAAUCAGUGUUUACACGCGUGUAAACAUGUAUUCCAAGUCAAUAAAAUAAUAAUUAUAAAUGGCCACGAUAUACAGUCAUAAAGAGGACUCUAUAAAUCUAUAAUACAUAAAAUUGUUUUAUUUUUUUAAAUUUCAAACAAUUUAGAUCAAUGUAAUAAUACAUAAUAUUAUGAAAAAAAAUACUUUUAUAACAAGACUAGCUGACCCAGCCAACGUUGUAUUGCCAAUAUUAAAAUCGCGAUAAAAAAGUAACUGAUGAUCGUAGAUGGGUGAAAAUUUGAAAUGGUAUGUAUUUCUUAAUGCGGACUCAUAAUCAAACAAAUAUAAAAAAAAAAAAUGAAAUUUGGCGUGGAGCACACUUAACAUUUAGGGGGAUGAAAAGUAGAUGUUGUCCGAUCCGGCGCCGUGAAGCAGUAAUGUGUAAAUGUGUGUAGUGAAAUUACUGGGCAAAUGAGACUUAACAUCUUAUGUCUCAAGGUGACGAGCGCAAUUGUAGUGACGCUCAGAAUUAUUGGGUUUUUCAAGAAUCCUGAGCGGGACUGUAUUGUUAUGGGUAGGGCGUAUCAAUUACCAUCUGAGCUGAACGUCAUGCUAGACUCGUCCCUUGUUUUCAUUAAAAAAAAAACAGCAAGUUUUCUUUUAAAAAAAUUCAAUGUACAGUUUUACUUAGUUACGGUUUUAUUGUGUAUGUAAACAUUAUCUGUGAACGAAAAUGAUUUAAGCCCAUUCAAAGAAUCUUCUUUAAGCUUUUAUUUCAAAAUUUCGGAAUCGUUUUUCGUCGUGUUAAAAGAAACGACAUAGAUACCUAUGCUGACGGUACACUUUUACGCGUUAAUUUACAUUUACUUUUUUGACUUAAUCGUGUAAGGCAUUACUUUUAAGUACUUGUCGAAUGAGUAUUUUUACUGCGACACUUUACAUAUUAUAUUGUAGUUAAAAUGAUUUGAGUUUUCUUUAGUGUUAAUUCCGCCAAUAUUUGUCGUCGGCACGUGUUUCGCCUCUACACGAGGCAUCCUCAGGACGUGUUGUCCCGCCAAAAUCUGGCACGAGCUCGUGGCGAAACACGUGUCGAAUUGUUUAAAGACAAAUAUUGGCGGAAUUAACACUAAAGAAAACUCAAAUCAUUUAUAUAAUAAUGGAUUUCCGCAAAGUAACGCCUACUUCAAUAAAUUUUCUUAAAAUGAUUUGUAAAACAAUGAAGCUGUAAAUAUUGAUUUAAAAGAGUGAUAACGAGUUUUUUGUCACUUCUUCUAAUUAACGCUCAUCCUUUUUCGAAGUGGCGGUACCUAAAUGUAAAAAGAAAACUUGACAUUCAUUAGUGUCAUUUCCUUGACCUACACGAAUAAAGCGAUUUUGAUUUGAUUUGAUUCACGAGGCGAGAUGAAUACUUAAUACCAGGCUCGUUUGUCCUCCAAUAAAUAUCGAGCAGUAGAUUUUAUAAAUUAUAAUUAUUACUGUUGCCAUUAAUUUUCCAAUUACAACAUACACAUUUUUAUAACAAUUGAUAGGAAAUCGCAUUGUUAUCUGUUUUCCUGUUCAUUUUCUAAACAAAUCUUUGCUUACAUUUAAGAGAUCUUGAUUUUACAAUGAUUAAAAAAAUAUAGGCUUUCUUAUACUGCUAAGAGACUCUUAUAAGUCUUUCCACGAACUAUUAGUUAAAGAAGUGAAUGAAGGAUUUGUAUCAUUCUAUGUAUUAAUUCAGUUCCCGUAUGCGUCGGCCGCAAAUCUCAGAAAACAGUUCAACUGCGGUUAUGUUUACUCUGUGAUAUCAUAGAUGGCGCUGUACUUAAUUGUGCAUUUAAUGAAAUACGCGAUCACAUUUUAGUGUAAUACGUAAAUGUUGGUAUGUUUAUUCAACUCUCAGGUUGUGGCGCCAUCUACAGGAUCUACAUUACAGUUGAGAACCUGCUAAACCCCAAUAUUUGCAUAUUAGGAAAUUGACCAGAGAUAUCGCUCCCAAAUCUUAACUGUAUGUUAUUUUCUAAUCACCUCUGCGAAAAUUCACUCUUGACUAUAAAUUAAAUAUGACUUAAGAUGUUCAACUUUUAUUAAGACUCUGACUAUGCCUUUAAUAUCGCGCAAGUGGACGCACUACGCAUUAAGCUGGCAAAGUUUUAUCGCAAUCGUUUGCACGGUACAGCACCGUAUGAAAUACGAACGAACAAAGAUUCAUAUUUUGUUCACUGACACGUAAAGACUGUAAACGGUGUCGCAUUUCAAUAAUAGGCCAGUUUCAAAUAUCAAAAUUAAAAUAUUUGUUAUUUAUAGUGUUUUUAUCAUAAUAAAUACGAAUUCAAAACAA